This is a messenger RNA of Staurois parvus, 342 nucleotides long. The record is from the annotation of a GenBank genome assembly. NCBI's taxonomy places the organism in Eukaryota, Metazoa, Chordata, Amphibia, Anura, Ranidae.
AUGGAGGCAAAAUAUAUCACUGUAGAGAAGCCAUAUCAGUGUUCUGAUUGUGGCAAAGCUUUUACAUCGAAGUCAAACUUUUUCAGACACCAGAGGAAUCACACUGGAGAGAAGCCAUAUCAGUGUUCUGAAUGUGAGAAAACUUUUACAGGGAAGUCAGAGCUCAUCAUACACCAGAGGAUUCACACUGGAGAGAAGCCAUAUCAGUGUUCUGAAUGUGAUAAAGCUUUUACACAGAAGAAGUCACAUCUUAUCAGACACCAGAGGAUUCAAACUGGAGAGAAGCCAUAUCGUGUUUUUGAAUGUGACAAAGCUUUUACAGUUAAUGCCUGGCUAAUCUAA